Messenger RNA from Macrosiphum euphorbiae (potato aphid), 522 nucleotides. NCBI's taxonomy places the organism in Eukaryota, Metazoa, Arthropoda, Insecta, Hemiptera, Aphididae. The record is from the annotation of a GenBank genome assembly.
AUGCAGUUUAGGCAUGGUCCUAGUAAGCCAAAGACAACAACAAAAACUGUUUCACAUGCUACUAUGGUAAGACAACAGGACAGUAAGCCAUCUUGUCAAGUAUGUUCAUUACCACAUAGCAUAUACAAAUGUUCCAUGUUCAUGAAAGCUAGUGUCGAAGAACGACGAACGUUAGCUCUGAAGUUAUCACUGUGUUGGAACUGUCUGCGUCCAGGCCAUCAGAAAAAACAAUGUACUAUGGAUAAAGUGUGUAAGGUAUGUCAAGCGAAACACCAUACGUUGUUACAUUUACCUGAAUCCACGGUAGACAAUAGUAACGUGAACACACCUCCGGCACCAUCAUCUACAACCGUUGAAACCAUAGCAGCCCAUGGAAAGUCACGUUCACUGUCAUCAGUACUUCUGUCUACGGCGUUGGUACGUGUACAUGGACCUAAUGGACGAAAUGAACUGUGUCGUGCGCUGUUGGACUCUGCUUCACAAUCACACUUUAUUACUAGCUCAUUAGCUACUAUAGGUUAG